UGUCAUUCUUAUUCGCUCUUGAUAUAGUGCUAGUGUUAAGGUCUCUCUUGAUCGAUCUUCUGCUCGCCUAGGGAGACUUCCGCUUCACUCAAUUCCCGAAAAAUGAAAAUUGUCGUGAGAGAUUCGACCUUCGUCCCUCCAUCUAGUGAGAUGCCUCGACAAGGGCUAUGGCUCUCAAAGUUGGACCGUGCAAUGGUCAGUGCUCAUGUCCCGUGCGUCUACUUUUACAGACCAAACGGUAGCAGCAAUUUCUUCGACACUAAAGUGAUGAAAGAAUCUUUGGGAAGAGCCCUCAUUCCCUUCUAUCCUUUCGCUGGAAGACUACGUCGCCGCGAGGAUGGUCCAUUAGAGAUCAACUGCAACGGAGAUGGCGUUCUCUUUGUGGAGGCAGAUGCAGAGGGUGAGAUAGAUGAUUUUGGAGACUUCGCUCCCUCCAUGGAGCUCAGGCAGCUGAUCCCUAAAGUUGACUACCAAAAUCAAGACAUCUCCUCCUACCCUCUCCUCAUGCUUCAGGUCACAUUCUUCAAAUGCGGAGGAGUCUGUCUCGGGGUUGGUAUGCAUCAUUUGGUGGUGGAUGCAUGUGGGUUCAUACAUUUCAUGAACUCUUGGUCUGAUGUGGCUCGGGGCAUGGAGGUAAUUUGCCCCCCAAUCGUAGAGCGGACCAUCUUAAGGGCAAGGAACCCACCAAGGCCCGCCUUUGAGCACCCAGAGUACAAGGCACCAGAACGGAGGGUACUUGCAGAGGUUCCGUUGGAGCAAAAACUCCUAAAUACCCCAAUCUCUGGGGCAAUUUUCAAAUUCAGCAGAGAUCAACUGGUCAGGCUCAAGGAGAAGGUCAAGGAAGGUGACAAUAGCACUACCAGGUAUACUACAUUUAACAGCCUGGCUGUGCACAUCUGGAGGUGUGUUUGCCUGGCCAGAGGCCUUGAUGAUCUGCAGCUCACCAAGUUAAAGGUUUCCGUAGAUGGCCGGAAAAGACUCCGGCCGGAGAUCCCAAACCAUUACUUCGGGAAUGUGGUCUACACUAUGGUUGUGCCACUGGUCUCCGGCGAUCUCAAAUCGCAACCUAUGCAUUAUGCUGCCAGCAAGGUCCACGAUGCGUUGCUUAGGAUGGAUGACGAUUACUUGCGGUCGGCACUCGACUACCUCGAGCAGCAGCCCGACCUGGGUGAAUUGUUUGAUAGGGCUGCCCUCCAAAGAAGGUCGGAUUUGAGCAUUAAUAGUUGGGCCAGGCUGCCGGUCCACGAUGCUGAUUUUGGGUGGGGAAAACCCAUCUAUAUGGGAACCGUGUUCCUAACAGUCGAUGGAAUGGGGUUGGUUUUGCCUAGCCCUUCCGAUGAUGGCAGCCUUUCGGUAGUGAUCACCUUGCAAACUGACACGAUGAGAUCUCUCGAAAAGUUGAUUUACGAUAUAUGAAUCUUGCUCCUUGCUUUCCUGGAUCUUAUGAUCACGUCUUUGGAUUGGUACUCUUCCUUGUGUGGAUCUUGCCUCCACGUGAAAACGAUGUAUCCCCAGCUACUUUCUUCUUGUUUAUGUCCUAUUUGCUUUGCCUUAACUUGUUUGUUUUUCCUCUUCUUCCUGUUUGAAGUGGUAGAUGCCACAAACAAAUAAAUAGCCUUGAUUUCA
This is a messenger RNA of Nymphaea colorata (pocket water lily), 1626 nucleotides long. RefSeq names its product shikimate O-hydroxycinnamoyltransferase-like. NCBI's taxonomy places the organism in Eukaryota, Viridiplantae, Streptophyta, Magnoliopsida, Nymphaeales, Nymphaeaceae. The coding region runs from base 103 to 1416 and encodes 437 amino acids. Gene Ontology annotation, molecular function: acyltransferase activity, transferring groups other than amino-acyl groups. The transcript is spliced from 3 exons. The record is from RefSeq and is a predicted model, not a curated record.